Clonostachys byssicola is the source of this 1068-nucleotide messenger RNA. NCBI's taxonomy places the organism in Eukaryota, Fungi, Ascomycota, Sordariomycetes, Hypocreales, Bionectriaceae. The record is from the annotation of a GenBank genome assembly.
AUGACAGAGCCUCUUGCCUCAAGUCAGCUUGACCAGCCUAGUGCUGAGGAAUCAAUCCAAGGAUUAAUUACUCAGUACCUUUUAGAGAGGGUCUCAGAGUUUCGCGAACUUACUGACCUCCGUCGCAAGGGAUGGGACAACCCCAAAGGUGAUGCCUUCUUCAAGAAACAACGUCAGAAUGCCGACAAACCAGAUAAAAAGACCAGUGAAUGGUUCUUCCGCAUGAUGAAGCAGAUUGCAGAGGAACUUCACACUACCACGGGUGCCUUUUCUAUAAACCCAUCGUGCGACCGCCAGCCUCGAAUUCUAGAUUUCUGCAUGGCUCCAGGCGGAUAUCUCCAUACGGCAUUGCAGAAAGCUCCCGGUGCUGAAGCUCUAGCAUUCAGCCUUCCAGUUUCCCACGGCGGCCACGAAGUGUAUUUACGCCAAACUCAGAGGGUUGAAUGUAGACUUCUCGACGUCACUAUGCUCGCAGCUGAUAUGGGAACGGAUACUAUCCCAGCCUCGCACCCUGAGGUUGAUGGUUUUAUCGAAAGACAACUCCAACCAACAGACAGAUUUGAUCUAGUUUUGUGCGACGGCCAGGUCCUUCGAACUCAUAUCCGCCCUGAAUAUCGAGAGAGCCAAGAGGCAGUAAGGCUACAUACCACGCAGUUAGUUCUUGGAUUAGAGCACCUGCAGCCACUUGGGACAAUGGUCGUUCUUCUCCACAAACUCGAGGCCUACAGAACGGUGGCUGUGAUACGGAGAUUUUGCAAAUUCUCUAACGUGAAGUUGUUUAAGCCCUCGAAAUUUCAUUGCACUCGGUCUUCCUUCUACAUGGUCGCAACUCAUGUGCAAAGCCAGCACGACAAUGCCAUCCAAGCAAUCACUGAGUGGAAAAAGAUGUGGAAUAUGACAACAUUUGGCAAAAAGGAAGACUAUCUAUGUCACGCCGAGAACGCAAAGAAAGAGGAAUAUCUUGAGCUUGAAAAUUUCGGCCCGGAGCUGGUUCGAUUGGGAAGGAAUAUUUGGAGGAUCCAGCGGGAUGCAUUAGCCCAAGCCCCUUUCAUCCGCAACAUUCAUUAA